GUUAUGUGGUGUUCGUAUUACGACAUGGUGGCAAGGAUCUUGAAAGCUUUGCACUUUUGAAUUUUGACGAGGCAAGGGAGUUUACUAGUUCAGGCCACUGCUGGGCUUGCUGUGGCUGAAUCUGCAUAUGAAUUUGAACAUCGAGAUCUUCACUGGGGAAACAUUCUUUUAAGUCGAAGCGACUCAAAGGCAUUGCAGUUCACUCUUGAUGGCAGGCAUAUGCUUGUUAAAACAUAUGGACUGAUAAUAUCUAUUAUUGACUUCACUCUGUCGCGAAUAAACACAGGCGAUGAUGUACACUUCUUGGAUCUUUCAUCAGAUCCCGAUCUAUUUAAAGGUCCUAAAGGGGACAAACAGUCAGAAACAUACAGGAAGAUGAAGGAGGUAACAGAAGAUUGGUGGGAAGGAAGUUUUCCUAGAACAAACGUGCUGUGGUUGAUCUACUUGGUCGAUAUACUGCUGACGAAGAAAUCAUUUGAACGUACUUCAAAGAAUGAGAGAGAUCUGCGUUCCUUGAAGAAACGCCUGGACAAGUAUAAUUCAGCCAAGGAAGCAAUGUCCGAUUCUUUCUUCGAUGACUUGUUGGUUGUGGAUGGUACUUAAGCUACGCACGACAGAGGUAGAAAAGACGUGAUCAGCAAGAAAUUUUGUAUCAGAUGACCUCGAAGAAAAAAGAAAGGAGGGAAGGAAGAUGAGGCUGCUAAGGAAAAGAGGAGAUAUAAAGGAGGGAGAUUGUAGAUCAAGGAUUAAUAUUGAUAAGCUGACUGUGCUUUAUAUGUUGUAAACCGAAUCUCGCAUGAUAUGUUUGCACUGUGAUCGUGUCAUUGUGUGGCAUUGUGCACUUACACCUCUUGCUGAUCUCGCUCCACUUGCCUUUUCCCUUUGAUCCCCUUUUCCCGCCAUCUGCACCAAAUACUUUAUUAGUUUAUUUCAUUGCCCAUGUGAAAGCUUACUUAUUGGUACUGUUGACUGCCAGUUUCUCUAAAGCGGUGUCUCAACCCAGUUGUUACUUGGGAAAAAAGAAAAAUAAAUAAAUAAAACACUUCACCGAGCAUAUCGAAUCGAAUUUUAUGGGAUGUAUCUUAUGGCAAAAGCUCUUGUUCUUGUCGAU
Molecule: messenger RNA, 1111 nt
Organism: Prosopis cineraria
Lineage: Eukaryota; Viridiplantae; Streptophyta; Magnoliopsida; Fabales; Fabaceae
Product: serine/threonine-protein kinase haspin homolog
Exons: 8
Coding region: 220-603 (127 amino acids)
Biological process (GO): intracellular signal transduction; mitotic cell cycle
Cellular component (GO): nucleus; cytoplasm
Molecular function (GO): histone H3T3 kinase activity
Source: RefSeq, a predicted model, not a curated record